GACGACCACAACCGAAGGUUACCUGGUGGCAUGAAAACACUCUACUUGAUGACACUUCACACCCAUUGUCAGAUCGGCGAGUUGCCAAUGUGCUGUCACUGGGAAAGCUAAAAAGGAAAAAUCUCAACAUGCAACUGACAUGCCAGGCAUCGAACAAUAAUUUAACAACGCCAAUUAGUAGCACUGUCACUCUUGAUAUGAAUUUACGUCCACUUGUUGUAAAGCUACAGGGAGAAAAUCGACCCCUUUCAGCUGAUAACAUUUAUCAGUUGAGUUGCGUUGUCGUCGGAUCACGCCCAGCUCCAACAAUAACCUGGUGGAAAGGAAGUACACCGAUGAAGAAUACCCAUGAAAUUUCGAAUCCUGACGGAAAUAUGACAACGUCAAUAUUGACUUUCACGCCAACAAUCGACGAUAGAGGAAAGUUUCUCUCGUGUCGUGCGGAGCAAUCGAUGAUACCUGAAUCGGGAAUGGAAGAUGGAUGGAAAUUGGAUAUAUAUC
Messenger RNA from Eupeodes corollae, 501 nucleotides. Its product is annotated as Schwann cell myelin protein-like. The transcript is spliced from 3 exons. The annotation marks the transcript as partial. The record is from RefSeq and is a predicted model, not a curated record. Lineage: Eukaryota; Metazoa; Arthropoda; Insecta; Diptera; Syrphidae.